Molecule: messenger RNA, 228 nt
Organism: Neoarthrinium moseri
Lineage: Eukaryota; Fungi; Ascomycota; Sordariomycetes; Amphisphaeriales; Apiosporaceae
Exons: 4
Coding region: 1-228 (75 amino acids)
Source: RefSeq, a predicted model, not a curated record
AUGGCAGGCCUCAAGCACUUCAAAAUGGCGAUGGACCCGGCCAUCCAGAAGCUGGGCAACAUGACCACGACCCGACACAAGUACUUCCGAUGGACACCGCGGACCGCACGCAUCACCUUCAUGUACGCCGUCUUCGUCCCGGCUAUCUUUGGCGUCGUUGCAUACCAGACAGACGGCAAGUGGGAUCUGCGAGCGAAGAGGAAGGGCGACCUCAUCGCCGAAUUUUAG